Molecule: messenger RNA, 279 nt
Organism: Gaeumannomyces tritici R3-111a-1
Lineage: Eukaryota; Fungi; Ascomycota; Sordariomycetes; Magnaporthales; Magnaporthaceae
Exons: 2
Coding region: 1-279 (92 amino acids)
Source: RefSeq, a predicted model, not a curated record
AUGGGGUGCCAUCAGUCUACCGCUGCCCAGGCCGGAUCUGCGGACGGCCCCCACGAUAGCGACGAUGCUAGCGGCCCGGAACCCAGCCCGAGACCGAGAGAGGACAUUACUCGCUUGAUUGAGCCAAACGUCAACUUCGAGGCCGCCCAGAACGAAGGCGCCCGCGACCGCGCCGAGUACUACCAGCAGAGGGCCGCGGCGCUGCUGCAGGACCUUUCGGGCCGACUCCCAGCGGGCAACCCGCCGACGCCCGCCGCCGCCGCCGCCGCGAAGAAAUAA